This is a messenger RNA of Stegostoma tigrinum, 1222 nucleotides long. Its product is annotated as probable G-protein coupled receptor 139. Gene Ontology annotation, cellular component: membrane. Gene Ontology annotation, molecular function: G protein-coupled receptor activity. Gene Ontology annotation, biological process: G protein-coupled receptor signaling pathway. NCBI's taxonomy places the organism in Eukaryota, Metazoa, Chordata, Chondrichthyes, Orectolobiformes, Stegostomatidae. The coding region runs from base 68 to 1222 and encodes 384 amino acids. The transcript has 3 exons. The record is from RefSeq and is a predicted model, not a curated record.
UCCUGAGAUUAACAGCAGCUGGAGAGAGAGGGAGAGGACAAUUCGGAAUCUGGGAAUAAUAGAGUGGAUGGCUACAGCAAUGGGCAGGAGUUUCCAUGAUAUGAUUGAGUAUCUUUUGGCAAAUUAUGAUCGGAUGCCAUUAGGUGCUCGGAUUCAGAUACUAAUUCUGACUAUUCAGCACAUUUACUAUCCCAUCCUGGCUAUUAUUGGUGUCCCUGUCAAUUUACUGACAAUUGUGAUAUUGUCUCAGAGAAAGUGUGGACUCUCCAAAUGUGUUACUCGCUACCUGAUGGCCAUGGCGGUGAUGGAUCUAUUGGUUCUAAUCUUCGACCUGAUAUUGAGGCAUAUUCCAGUUGUUUUUUGGGAAGGGUUUCUUUUCCUGUAUUCUGUCCCUGUUUGUAAUAUCCAUGCUGUCCUGCUUUUUGCAGCCACUGACUGUUCAGUCUGGUUCACUGUCACUUUCACCUUUGAUCGAUUUGUGGCCAUUUGUUGCCAGAAGCUGAAAACUAAAUAUUGUACAGAGAGAAUGGCAGCUCUGGUUCUGGGAACAGUGACAGUUUUGAGCUUUUCAAAGAAUGUUUUCUGGUAUUUUAUGCUGACAGGCUGGUAUGUGUUGGUGAAUGAACCCUGGUUUUGUCGAAUUACACUGGAGGCUCAGAAAUCGGAAGCUUGGGGAGCAAUUGAGUUCCUUCACUACAUUCUCACCCCGGGAAUUCCAUUUAUUCUGAUCAUGCUGCUGAAUGCUUUGACUAUCAGACACAUUUUAAUGACCAGCAGAGCCCGCAGCAGACUCCGAGCUCACAGAAGUGGGGAGAGUCCCAGAGACACAGAGAUGGAAAGUCGAAGGAAAUCCAUCAUUUUACUUUUUGUUAUAUCUGGAAAUUUCAUCCUGCUGUGGGCAGUGUUCAUGGUGAGCUCAAUAUGGGCACGCAUGAUGAACAUUGACAAUGCAACUCCGUACAUACACAUCACUGUCAGAGACAUUGGACUCUUGCUCCAGCUCCUGAGUUGCUCCGCAUGUUGCAGUCCUUCAUAUCUGCUGAUGCUCUUCUGGGUCUCGUACAGACAGAGUCUUGGUGAGUUUGUCUCACCAAGGGAUAUUGUAGAUGGGACACAGUGCUGCCCUGAUGAUGGGCGAGUAAUUUUAAAGAUGUUGGAUUUGUUGCCCAACCAAGACUGUACUAUCCUGAAUGGUGCCAAGUUCCUUGACUGUUGUUGGUGA